Messenger RNA from Ruditapes philippinarum (Manila clam), 2059 nucleotides. Its product is annotated as neural proliferation differentiation and control protein 1-like. Lineage: Eukaryota; Metazoa; Mollusca; Bivalvia; Venerida; Veneridae. Gene Ontology annotation, cellular component: membrane. The record is from RefSeq and is a predicted model, not a curated record. The transcript has 8 exons. Bases 146 to 1042 code for a protein of 298 amino acids.
AUAAAAACAUUAAAGCCGACUAAGACUUCAGUUUGACGUCAACAAACAUUAGAUUAAGAAAAUUGAAAAACAAAUCAAUAUGGAUGUAGCCUUAAAAUGGUGUCCAAAAUGUGAAUUUUAAGCGUUAACGUGGAUUUUUAUUAAAAUGUUCUUACUGCCUUUACUUGCAGGGAUUUUACUUGUCCUACAAGGGCCUGACAGUUUGGUUCUUGGGACAAGAAACAUUGAGGCAGAAGAGUAUUGGAACUAUAUGAAAUACCUGGACGAAUUAAAUAAACUCAAGACCUUAUUAAAUGCGGAUAAAACACGACAAGAAAAUCGGGAUUUAAGAGUGUCUAAUAAUGGGGGCAUCAACUUCGCAGCAGUGGACAACAGUUUUGAAGAUAUACCUAGUGAAAAAGAAAUAAAUGAAAUAAACGCAGGUGUAGAAGAACCUAAAAGAGCCGGCACUGGGGCUUCUACAACAGAGAAAACUGAACCAACAACAACUGACAAGGAUAUUCAACAUGUUCAUGCAAAUCCAGUCCCACCGGAGAAACUAACAGCACAGCAGUCUGAGCAUAUAGAUGUUAUACCGAAAAAAGAUUUCAUUUUUGUUGCUGUGGUGUCGGCCUGCAGUGUAGCUGGGUUGGUGGGCCUCAUCAUGGCAGGGGUCUGCUGGUAUAAACUCCAUAGACGAGUGAAAGCAGCGAGUGAUGUAGAAUACCCAGCUUACGGAGUAACGGGUCCAACAAAGGAGCGACUACCAUCGCCUGGUGAUCGUAAGUUAGCGCAGAGCGCACAGAUGUACCACUAUCAACAUCAGAAACAGCAGAUGAUCGCCAUGGAGAAGGCCAAUGGUGAGAUGAAACAUGAUGCUUCUGAAGAUGAGUCUGAGGAGGAAAAUGAGGAGGGAGAUUAUACUGUUUAUGAGUGUCCUGGCCUAGCUCCGACUGGGGAAAUGGAGGUUCGAAAUCCACUCUUCACAGAAGAUGCACAGACCCCUGUGAACGGUCAGCCUACAGCGGUCAAUGGUCUCCAAGACGACCAUGAACAGGAGUAAUCUAAAUCUCUACAGCAAAUCCAUUACUAUAUAAUCUAUAACUAUCAUUUAUCAAACAUGCUUCUAAUAUAUUUUGUUAGUAAAAAAUGAAAAUAUCUGAGCAAAUUAACGCUUUUCUAAUCUUGAAUUUUAACGUCUGCUGCAAAGUCGUCAGGUAUUUAGAUUUCUCUAGUAUAUGAACUUUAUUUUUUCUUCUUUACUGAACACUUCUGUAUGAUUUAUUUUCAUAAUUACUAAUUUGAAUCACUAAUGAGUUCAGCACUGGUGUAAGUCCUGAAAAUUUCAUUUUUUUUUAUAAAUAAAAAAAAUAUACAAAUUAUUAACCAAUCAACAUCUGCAUAUUUAUCUCCAUGGUGGUUUGUUAUAAAGUGGUGAUAUAAAAGGUCCUAAGAAUUAAAUUAACAAAAAAGUUAGAACAUUGGUGUGAUUUUUUUUUAAACUGGCACUAAAGAUAGAAUUCAGUAAAAAAAAAAAUAGUGCAAUUUAGUGCAAAUGUACUAAGAAUAAAAUAAAGUUAAAGAAGAGCUUUUAAGUGCUUUUUGACAUUUUUGAAUAAGAGUUUUAUGAUGAUGGACUAAGUUUUCUGCAGUUUGUGAAAUUUGAUUUUAGGUUUUUAAAAGAAAUUAAAUGAUUCAGUUCUUUUGAGGGGAAUGGGUGGGGUGUUUGGAAAUUAAUUGAUGUUGAACAUAUAAGUUAUUAUAAUAUUAACUUAGCUGAUUGAAAAAAAUGGAGCACUCUGUUACUAUGAACUUAGAAGGUAAUGUUUAAAAGAAUCCAGUUGAAACACCAUGAAAACUAGAUUAUUUAUAAAGAGACUUUAUUUUUACAUGUACAUGUAUAAUUAUUAUAAGAAUUAACUUUGUUACAGAUCUGUUUUUGACAUGUGUUCAGGAAGUCUCUGAUCUUAUUUAUUUAUUCUAUUCUGAUUGGUUAAAAUGCACGUGGGUGGGUUUUUUUAAUCAGUGAGAUAUAUUUGAUAUCACUCGUUGUCACUUAUUAUACAUGUAGCAUGAAGUA